Molecule: messenger RNA, 2228 nt
Organism: Planococcus citri (citrus mealybug)
Lineage: Eukaryota; Metazoa; Arthropoda; Insecta; Hemiptera; Pseudococcidae
Product: RING finger protein 145 homolog
Exons: 5
Coding region: 511-1701 (396 amino acids)
Source: RefSeq, a predicted model, not a curated record
AAGCUUUUCAAUGACGUUGUGUGGUUUUGAUUAAUCAUUUACAGAUACCCAUCCUAUACUUACAUACCUACCUUAAACUGUAUAACUUGUGGAAAAAUAAACCGUGUAAUAAAGCUUCAGUUAAAAGUACCUAUACUUAUUCGCGAGUGCGUUAUUUCGUGUGACAAGAUAAAUUCAUACCUGAAAAAAUAAAACAGAAAAAAAAACGCCAUUAAAAUCGAUUCCGGUGAAUAAAUUCGAUCGUAAAUUUAAUUCGUUGAAAGUUCAGCCUGUCUAAUGAGUUCUAUGAUCUGUGAACGCUUUUGCCUAUAUCGUUUUUAAAGCGUGGUACUUCCGUAUGCCGUAUGGUGCGAAUUCGUGGAAACUCGGUGCAAAAUCAUGGCUGGCCAGACAUCGCGAUAAUCCACAUUUAGCGUAACGAUUCAUUAACCUCGUACUAGUAAUAAAUGCUCGUUGGGUCGCGAGACAAAAGAUAUCUCGACUAAAAGCACGUGGUUUUACGGGUUCAUCAUGUUGAUGUUAUUCCGCUCGAAAUCUAAAUUUCGUCACAGAUCCGGUAGCAAGGAUUUUUCAUUUCAUUCGCCUGUUCAUUUAUCGUCGUCGUCAUCGUCGAGUCAGAACAACAUCAACGUGUAUUUGGUUUCAUUGUUUAUCACUUUGUUGACCGGCUUGGCAAGUCCGUUUGGUAUUUGGAUCUUAUCGGUGUACGGAUUACUGUGUACGACUACGUUGUUGAUAUUCUAUUAUAAAACUAUCAAGUACGAUUUGGAUGAGAAAAUUGGUCACGUUAAAAGAUUCAUAAAGGAUAAAUUGAACGAGAUCAAGUAUAUUUUUGAAUCAUUCAUGUCAUACGUAGAUAAGGUUGAACAAGAAUUCUUGAAACUCAGCAAUAUUUCAGUUACAAUAAAUCAGAUAGUCUUCUUCACAAUCUGCGAAAAAGUCCUGCUAUCAGAUCAAAAUAUCACAGCUUUGUAUUCGUUGAUGUUCUAUAACGUGAUCAGCUAUUGUUUCUCGUACAUGAAGCAAAUGCUAGAAAAAAGUAACUGGUCGCCUUACAUCAACGUUGCCAGCCAUUCCACCAUCAAGCAUUUGGCCAUGUCAGCAACCAAGAUCGUUCUGGAAGUUACCAAAGCUGUCACAUUCGUCAUAACAUUAGUAUUCAUGCUAUUCGUACUCUGUCUAGAGCAACGUUUACAUUACUACCAGCCCACCGUAUAUUUCACCUUUUUUACCGCCAUUUAUUACCUAGCCACGGAGAAAAUGUUCGCCGAUACGUUCCCGAGUAUUUUAUCGUAUUUCCAAAUACAACGCUUGGAGAACCUGGAAACACUCUGGGCUCCGGUGCUGCUCAGCAUCACAGGACAAAUGCUAUCCUGCGGAUUUGCAGCUGUUCUAUUCUACAGAGGACUUUACCGAGGGGCCAUGAUUGCCCUUUACUUAAACGUGUAUUUGACCUACAAGAAACUCAACGAUGGCAGUUUGAGAGUGUUGAGUCGCGAAAAAGCUAUCAUAUCGCCUUUUCGAUACGCCACUAAGAAAGAAUUGGACGAAUUCGAAGAUGUCUGCGCCGUAUGUUUGACUGAUAUGCAAUUAGCGCGUAUUACACCUUGUCAUCACAUAUUCCAUACGGAUUGCCUUCGACAAUGUUUACAAACUUGUGAUAAAUGCCCCGUUUGCAAAAGAGAAUUGGUGUUUAAUUAGACGCAUUUUGUUGGCUGAAGUAAUACUCAUCUAAGUUUCUAUCAUUGUGAUCUUCGUAUAAAUCAAAAAUUUAGUAAUUAUUUUCUGUUUCCUAUUUCCUCGUAUUGUAUAGAAAAUUUUCGAAGAUUAUCUUUUGUUUUUGGGAAACAUCAUUAAUAUCUACCUACUUUCUAUAUCUUAUACCUAUUUUAGCAUUCCAUUCGUAUCGAAAUUCAUGUACAGGUAAUUUGAAUACUAGAAUAAUCGAUGGGUUUUAUAUGCCUAUACGAUAACUACCUAUCUGAGUAGGUAUUUUAUAUUACACGGUUGGAUAAAUCGUAUCUAUUCUUAUAGUAGGCUUCCCUUGACAUCCUUCUUUGAUGCUUUUACGUAAAUAGGUAAUUUUGAUUUUACUGUCAUAAUUCGUAACUAGAUAUUUUUACUAUUUUGUGUUACUUUUAUAUCGAGUAUUUUCAAUUUUGUUUCGUUUGUUUGUUUGUUUUUUUUUUCUAAAUAAAUCGUACGAGUUGUGAGUUUCUUACCUUUUA